ACCGAGUUAAUAGACCUCCAGUGGCACCCCAACAAGGGUACCACCCACCCACAGAACAGCUAUAUGCAAGGACUCCCACUCAGCAACAACAGGUGCCGAUUGGUAAUACAUAUAGUAGGUACCAUGAACGAGGCAUGUUCUCCCCUCAAGGCCAGCAAACAGGACAGGAAUAUGGAGCAUUCUCACAGGGAGCCAGACAGCAGGUUCCUUCUGCCCAACAGGUGGCAGCACCUGGGUAUCCAACAACUUCUCCCCAGGUGGCAGCACAGGGUUAUCCAACAGGAACUCAUCAGUUUCUGCCAUCAGGUUACCAACCACCAAACCAACAGACAACAGCACAAUAUACACCAGGAUAUUUGCCACCAAACCAACAGAGGGCAGCACAAUAUACACCAGGACAUACGCCACCAAACCAACAGACAACAGCACAAUAUACACCAGGAUAUACCCCACCAAACCAACAGAGGGCAGCACAAUAUACACCAGGAUAUACGCCACCAAACCAACAGAGGGCAGCACAAUAUCCAUCUGGAUUCAGUCAAACGACACAACCAGAAUCCUCUAUAUUUGGAUCAAAUGCACCAGUGAAAAGUAUGCCGUCUGCGGGGACUGGAGACCAAGGCAGCAUGAUGUCAGGGGUUAACGUACCUGGUAAUAUGGGAAGGAAUCAGUUUGGGGGUGCUAGGGGGGCUAUGGGGGAUCAGACCCAUCCAGAGGGACCAUCACCACCGAGUGGCCUCUCAGAAAGUACAGGCCAAACGUCUUUUGCCACUGGGGGUCAAGGCCGGGGUCAAGGUCAGGGUCAAGGCUAUCCUGGAGAAGAGCAAACUGAUUCUAGGAAGGCUACAGCAGAGGAAGUGUCGGCAUUGAGACAAUCAGGUGCUUUCUUACUGGAUCCCUGUCCAUGGCCAGAGUUCAGGACCAGGGACAAUCUGUACUAUUUUAACUAUGGCCAUUUGGUGACCAUGACCAAUGGUUUCCAGGACCAAUUGGCUAAAGAUGAGGAGUGUGGGUUUGGGGGCGUACAUAAAGGCACUUUCUGUUACGAUGGACCUUUGAAAAAUAGGGAAAUUGCUGUGAAGAGGCUCAAAGAGGGCAGUUGCCAGGGAGAUUUGGAGUUUGAUAGGGAGAAGGAAAUAGCCAAGUUAAAGUACACCUAUCUGCUGACGGCACUUGGCGUAUGUGAAGAGGAGGGAGGAGGAUAUCGCAAAGCCUUGGUGUAUGUUUACAUGACUGGUGGCACAUUGAAAGAUAAAAUUGCCGCCAAACAACUAGACUGGAAAGCAAGACUCAGGAUAAGUGUGCAACUUGCAGAUGCAGUGUGUUUUCUGCAGGACUCAGGCACACCAAUAUUUCAUCGAGACAUCAAGCCAGGCAAUGUGUUUUUAGAUGACAGGAACAAUGCUCGUCUUGGUGACAUGGGAUUUGCCAGGAUGUAUAAGACUAAGCACGCUGGGUCAGAGUCGGCUUCUGCUGUCUCAGUUGUUUCCAAAAGAACAGGUCACACCCCAGGUUAUGCCUGUCCCCAGUACAUGAAAACUGGGAAAGCGAAAAAUAAGACUGACUGUUUCAGUCUGGGUGUUGUGUACUUGGAACUGCUUACCAAUGUGACGGCCAUUGACAAAAAAGAUGGCGCCUUUGUUCAUGAUGAAUGGUACGAGGAGGGACAUUUCAUUCCCAUGGAAGAAGGGGGAAGUAUGGACUCCUUGUGGAUGUUUGGCGUUAAUGCAGUGUCUUGGCCUGAAGAAGUAGCCAAAAAGUAUACACAGUUGAUAAGCAAGUGUAAAGAACAAUUUCCCAAACGAAUAAAACCAAAGGAUUUACUUUCUGAACUACAGGAUUUGUUUAAGCAACAUGUGGGAGGAGCUUUGUAUGCAGGCCUGGAAGCAGGCGACAGCUUCAAGACAGAAAAGUGUGUCUACUGCCUUGUUCACAACACAGCUGCAGAGCCAAUGGAGUGUGGUUGCAGCUUCUUGUGUGCCAGCUGUAUUAAGCAGAGAGAAGGAGGAUCUUUCAAGUGUCUCAAACAUGAAAAAGAUGUCAAGCCACAUGGUGAAAUCCCACUGUCUCAGUUAGGCCAGGUUAAAGUGCCAGACAAUUACAGUGUCAGUGUCAUGAAAUCCACAGUGCAGUUUUACAAGGAUAAUAAAGAUCAGGCAUAUCGUAUGAGCAACCAUCCCAAAGGAAGUGCUUGCAUAAUCAAUGUGCAGUCAAUUACCAUCCAGAAAAAAGGCAAGACAAAAGUGUUGCCCCCCAGACAUGGGACAGACGUAGAUGCUGCCAAACUGGAGACCCUGUUCAAGCAGCUUUGCUUUGGUGUAACAGUGUUUGAUGAUUUCACUGGACUGACUGCCCAGGCAAUUAUUGAAAAGUUGAAGAAUUUUGCUGGGAGUGAGAAACAGAAGGAUGUGAACUGCAGUGUGGUUUGUAUUCUCAGUCAUGGCGCUGGACAGGAUGCAUUUUAUGGCACAGAUGGUGAAACAGUCUCUAUGGAUACAGUGGUUGAUAUAUUUAACAACGAGAACUGCCCUGCUUUGAAGGGGACACCAAAGCUCUUCUUUCUUCAGUUUUGUAGAGGAGGAAGGGAAGAUUCUGGGGUCCAGGCUGAUAGUGAUCUUGUCCCCACCAUUCCAACUAGAACGGACAUGUUAAUAGGCUACCCUACUGAGCCUGGUUAUGUGGCCUAUCGGGACCCUCAGAGAGGAAGCUGGUAUAUACAAACUUUGGUCUGGGUGUUCAUGAAGUUUGCCUGUUGUUUAGAUGUGUGUGCCAUGCUGAAUGCGGUCAAUAAGCUGAUGAUGAACAAGGAUAGUGAUGGGAACAAGAAGCAGAUGUCCUUGUUUAAAAGUAUGUUGACGGAGCCACAACUCUUCCUGUUUCCUGGAAUCAUCGAGAAUAACAACGAAGCACAACAAUCAAACUGUGUUCAUGGACAGAGUUGAAUAUAUCUGUCUGCCAUUUGAUGUGGCACCGCAAUCCUGUUAAAGCAGGAUUUUCUGAAACCUUUGUUUCUGUUUCACCUAUCAGAGCAGGGCUUUUAAAAAGCCUGUUUUUUUUUCUUCCUAUCAGGGCAGGACUUUCAUAAAGCUGUUUUUUUCUUCCUAUCAUAGAAGGGCUUUCAAAAAGCUGUUUCUUUUCUUUUCUUUUUUUUUUUUUUACAGUUGACAAACCUGAAAUAUUUUGUAUAACAUUGGUCUUGAGAUGUAUCUUAGUUUUAUAAGAGCCACUGGACAAAAUUUUGUUUGAAUGUGACUGUAUUCUUACAUACUGUAUGAUAGAUAUGUUUUAAGAGCAGAUAGUAAUAGCUUUGCUGAAAAUAUUAAAUCUUUGAUAUCAAUAAAUGCAAGCUUGAAAGAUUUAAAAUGAAAAUAUUUAGCCCUCUAAUGGUCAGAAGGCUCGAAAGUGCUCCUUUGUAAAUUGAGUUACUUUUAAAAAAUGGCAUCAUUUCAGUGUCACUCUGCAGAAUUAAUAGGAUUCCAACUUUUAUUACCAAGAAAGGGUUAAACCUCUUUCCUUAAGGAAAAUUGUACUAAUAUAUAUAUGGUAAAAUUAAGAUAUAUUAAAUGUAUCUCUGUGUGUGUUUGUGUAUGUAAUUAAUAUGAUUUGAAGACAAAGCAAUGUUCUAAAAUGUAUUCAUGAGUCUUAAGCAGUUCAUAAUGUAUGUAUAUCUGAAUGCAUAUAUUGAAAUUUCUUUCUAAUACUUUGCAAAAAAAGUUGUAUCUCUCUGUUACAGUGUCCUUAUUAUGCUGUGAUUUACAAAUGUUUAACUUGGAGUCACUGUGAUUCAUAUAAACAUGUAUUAGGGAGAUUGGAAUACUAAGUGAUAUUUGUUAUACUUAUUCAUAAUUCUUAAGAGUAACAUUUUAUAUGAAAUUGUGUGUAUCCUAAUGUACAUAUUAAAUAAUCUUUCAAAUACUUAACUUUACAGAAGAAACUUUGACUGAGUGAAUAGUUUUCAUUACAUUUAUACACGUUAAAAAUUCUAUAAGAGUUACUGGCAGAUUUCUAGUGAUGUUCCUUAGAGAACUGAACUGAACAUAGAAAUUUUUUUGACAAUUGACGAGAUGGUUAAUGAGCGCAACCAACCCUGAUUUUUAAAAAGUUACAUUUUAUUAUUGGCUCCAUUUUUUUCACGUGUUUAAAAAAAUGACUGGGUUUGAGUUUUGCUAGAGAGAGAAAUUGACCCCUUAAUUGACCCCAGGUUGUUUUGUGCCCCUCCUCCACCCCCCCCCCCACCCCCAUUGAAAAAAAUUAUGAUCUCUGAAAUUUAGUUAUGCUUCUUAAAUGUCAAUAAUCAUAUCAUCUACUAAUUCUUGUUAGAAGGGAAUCAAUAUACAUUAACCAACUCAUCAAUUUUGUUGGGAAUAAUAUUGCACAAUAUUCUCAUCCAAUAUUUAGUAUUCUUCACCCAAAGCUUGAACAUUUUGUAUAAUGUUAACAUAACUAUUUUAUAUGCCUCUUUAAUGACUGUUUUUUCAUUCCAUGUUAGGGGGCACUAUAAUUUAUAGCAUUUAAUUGAAAAUCACUUGGAAUAUGUGCUAAUAUUACACAAAGUGUGCCACUGAAGUGGCUCAGAGAAACGCUUUCUGUGGAACAUGGUCUUGAACUGAUCAGGGAAAGUUUUAAUGUAGCAAAAAUACUGUUUGCUCUCCAAAAUUAAGUAUUUAAAAUAUGAUAUUUUUGUUACUAUUAGCUGCCAUUUAAAAAUGGUUUAUACUUGUUGUUGUAGUUGUUUUUAUGAAGCAAUUGUGAAAGAAAUUAAGUUACAUGUACAUGUAUACGUAACAUUUGCAGCAUACAGAUACUGUACCUGAACAUGCACCAGUGUUAGCAGCAGAAUGUGCAGAAUGAAAAUUAUGUGCCAUAUAGAUUUGAUGCAAAUUUUUGGGUGAUGAAAUCUAACAUAACAUUAUGACGGAUUAAAAUGAGUUUGAAUUUGAA
Messenger RNA from Lingula anatina, 4941 nucleotides. RefSeq lists its product as uncharacterized. Gene Ontology annotation, biological process: proteolysis; regulation of apoptotic process; protein phosphorylation. Gene Ontology annotation, cellular component: plasma membrane. The record is from RefSeq and is a predicted model, not a curated record. NCBI's taxonomy places the organism in Eukaryota, Metazoa, Brachiopoda, Lingulata, Lingulida, Lingulidae. Gene Ontology annotation, molecular function: cysteine-type endopeptidase activity; ATP binding; protein kinase activity.